Molecule: messenger RNA, 2036 nt
Organism: Aspergillus uvarum CBS 121591
Lineage: Eukaryota; Fungi; Ascomycota; Eurotiomycetes; Eurotiales; Aspergillaceae
Exons: 1
Coding region: 105-1817 (570 amino acids)
Source: RefSeq, a predicted model, not a curated record
GCUCUCAGGAUGGUUGAAGCCGAGCGAAGGUGCUAUAUAAGCGACAACAUGGCUAUACUGAUCGGUAUAAUCUGUAGCCAAUUUUCGAGGCCUAGCAUUCAGCAAUGUCGACUUGGUUCCCUUUUGCUGUUACCCACGUGAGGGGUUAUUCCGGGAACAAGAAUCCUGUUCGUGAUGACCAGACAAAGUCUCGCUUGCCAUCAGAGACUCGGAUUGAUCUGGUCGUCAACGCCCCUCGAGAAUCAUUUGACGGACCACAAGGAGAUCCUACAGCCGCAACCCCGACACGCAGGGGUCAUUCAAAUCCAAUCAACGAUCAAAGAUGGCAGAAUCGCGUAAAGCAAGGGACCGGUCGUUCUCACAAAACGCCUGAAAUGCCAACUGAGCCGCAUAGUACUUUCUACCAGAGUCAGGAGUCCUAUGGCCUGCCAUCCCCGAAUGACAGCAUCAGUGAAGAGGGAGAAACCCUAGUGCCCUCAGAUUCAGAGUACGACUCCGAUACAGAGGAACCCGAUGUGAUUCAAGUGAAACAUCUCAGUCAGGAUGUGAUUAUCAAAAAAAUGAUUGAAGCACUAAGCAAAAAGUGUGACGAUCAGCCCGGGUAUGUGUACACGUUCUAUAAUCCAGAUCCAGAGCCCGGAACCAGCAACAUUGUGAAGGUCGGCCAAGCGAUCGAUCCCGAAAAACGAGGAGAGCAACACAAAAGCCGUUGCGAGCGCACAAACUGGAAAUUGAACCAUGCCGGCUCCUUCAGAGGGUACCAAUGUGUGGAGCGACUGGUCUUGAUCGAACUACACAACCUGCAAUCUGACGAUGUCUGCAGGUGUGGAACGAGGCACAGAGAGUACUUCAAGGCUGACGAAACAGAUGCGUCUGCACUCAUUAAAUCUUGGCAGACAUGGCUGCAAACGUAUGAGCCAUAUACCAGUACAGGGGUGUUGAAGACUGUCUGGAAAGACCGACUGGACUUGUUCGGAAGCCAGCCUUCGAAGCUUUUCUUGUGCAAAACGUGCGAGACCAACCGGACCGUUACAUCAGACUCGCAGUCAAUAGACUGUUGUAUUCGAGCAGGAUGGGAAGCAUGGGCCAAUCCAACAUCGGCGACUUACAAAUAUCAAUCCGUCCUUGCUCUAAUCAAGGACACUCGCGCAUCCCACUCCUUGACAAAGCCCGCCAGAUGCCUUUUGGCAAUCAUCUGUCUGAGGCUUCUCAUUCCCGCCAUAUUACAUCACUUUCCACUCAUGCCAGCAUCGUCAAACGCAAUAUUCAAGGCGUAUGCACUAUCAUUGUCGCUCGGAGUAGUCUUUGACCUUGGCGUCUCUGCUAUAUUGCUCCUUUGGAUAUCAUUUGUGCCGAACCGCGAGAUAGCCCGGAUUGAAGGGACCGAAGCAUCCAAGUCCCCUCGCAAAGAGAGUAAAGCCAGAGCAGACUCAGUCAAGGAGUCAUGCACUACCCCGACUAAGUCUCACAGGAAGAAAGCCGCGGACAAAACCCCGCCGUCGACUCCAAAGAGAACCGAUACCAAGACACCUAAGUCUUCUCCAACUCCUCGCGAAGGGAGGGAAGUCAGAGUGAGGCCAGGUCAAGAGCCAUCCGUUACUCCGACCAAAUCUUCUAAGACCAAAAGUGUUGGCAGAAGAUCGAAAAAGGUAUCGGAUAGUCCUCCAACAAUUGGGAAUGAGACAACAGCCACCAAUGUCAGCAGUAACAUGACACCUCUGCACCAGUCGGCAACGACUUGGCCUAUAGAUACCUCGACUCCCCCUGCACUUGUCAAGGUGCUUGAGCGCUCAUUUGACUCCAAUCCAGUCAGGUAGGGGGCAACAUAUCGGCCGUGCCAUACUGCAUUUUUUGUGAAUGCCGUUUCAUGAACAAGAACUCAGUAUAUGUAUAAGCUUGUACAGUACAGGGUCCAUUUGAUGACCUAUAUCUUCUACUGUUUUCUGUUUUGGGGUGGAAUUAUCUGCAGCUGUUUGUGAUGACUUUUCCGCGGUUAGUCUUGGCAUGACUCUUUCUUGGCUUGUCUCCGCACACUC